Trichoderma atroviride IMI 206040 is the source of this 919-nucleotide messenger RNA. Lineage: Eukaryota; Fungi; Ascomycota; Sordariomycetes; Hypocreales; Hypocreaceae. The record is from RefSeq and is a predicted model, not a curated record.
GCCGGUCUCGGUACAAAGAUUCCCUUUGUCGUCUUAUCUGAUUUAUUUUCUCCCUCGCUUUAGUUUCAGUGGGCUGGCAGCAGGGCUGUUGGAACAAGGACUGUCUUUCUUCCUUUAUCAUCUCUAAUCAUUUCAUUCUUGGUGGAACAAGUGCCGGCUACGAGUUGCUCACAAUGAAGGCAAUCAUUCAGCGUGUGCGUUCUGCAUCCGUGACGGUGGAGAAGCAGCUGGUGUCGUCCAUUGGCCGUGGAGUGUUGGUAUUUGCGGCCGUUGCGCCGGGAGACACAGCAAAAGAAGCCGACUCAUUAGCGACCAAGGUUGUCAGGAUGAAACUCUGGGACGACGAAGACGGGGGCCGGUGGCAAAGAAGUGUCACAGACAUUGAGGGCGAGGUGCUCUGUGUAUCCCAAUUCACUCUGCUGGCAAAGACCAAAAAGGGCACCAGGCCCGAUUUCCAUGGCGCAGCAAACCCCGAACAAGCAAGGCAGCUGUAUCACUACUUUGUCCAGAAGGUAAAGGACCUCUACUUGGCAGAUCGAGUCAAGGAUGGCAAGUUUCAGGCUAUGAUGGAAGUUGCUCUUGUCAACGAUGGGCCGGUUACUUUGGAGCUCCAGGCUGGAGCUCCCGUGUCUGAGCGGUAGAGGCCGAGUGACGCAGACGAUGAGAAUACGAUGCGACGCAUAGAGCGAAUAGAACUGGUGGAAUUGAUGUAUAGAAACAGCCAUAGAUUUAUUUACACUUUAGCAACCCCGGUCUCCAAUAAGCCUCAUUCCGGGUAACCAAUCGCAGACGGUACUUGACUGAGUAUUGGCAAGGAGCGAUUAGAUGGGUAGAUACUUGUGAUUCUUUCAGAACAAGAACAAACAAGAAAAACAGCCCCGUAAUCAGACUGUUGUCAUUACCAUGGUGCUAUCUAUCC